Molecule: messenger RNA, 867 nt
Organism: Angiostrongylus costaricensis
Lineage: Eukaryota; Metazoa; Nematoda; Chromadorea; Rhabditida; Metastrongylidae
Source: the annotation of a GenBank genome assembly
AUGUCUGAAGAAGCUCCUCCAAAUACUACCACGCCCGUUGCUUCAAGCGAUGAGAAGAAUCUUGUCGUUUCUUUCAUACAGUUUAUUAGACACAAGGUAUCAGCAAAUAAAUGCGCGGAGGACCAGGUCGAAGCACUGGAGGUGGCUGUGCAGUGCUUGGAGUCAGCCUUUCGACUCACAGAUGCCAAUUAUGCUUUUCAACCUUCCAAACCACUUAUAGAUGUAUUCACAGCCGCGGAAGGUCUCCCAUCGGGAGAAAAUGAACUACCGGAACCAACUCAAGCAGAAAUUGCAGAGGCAAAUAAACUGAAGGAAGAGGGAAAUGAUCUGAUGAAAUCAUCCCAAUUUGAUGCUGCUGUUAGUAAAUACAAUGAAGCAAUCAAGCUAAACAGGGAUCCCGUCUAUUUUUGUAACAGGGCUGCAGCGUACUGUCGCCUUGAACAAUAUGAUCUUGCAAUUCAAGACUGUCGAACUGCACUUGCUCUUGAUCCGAAAUACAGCAAAGCAUAUGGGAGAAUGGGGUUAGCGUUGUCAUGUCAAAAUCGUUAUGAGCAAGCAGUGGAGGCAUACAAAAAGGCGCUAGAACUCGACCCUACUCAGGAAAGUUUUAAGAACAACUUAAGAAUUGCUGAGGAGAAAGUGAAGGAACUCGAAGCUGCUGCACAAGCAAGUGGAAAUCCGUUCGCUGCAAUCUUUGGCGGUACAGGAGGAGCAGGGACACCAGAAGGCGUUAACUUUGCAUCGUUGUUCAGCAAUCCGCAAAUGCUGAAUAUGGCUCAGGUAUUCUUGCAGUCCUCGAUGAAUGGCUUUAAAUAUCCACUUCAUACAAGUGUGGAAAGACUGCAAAAUCUAAAGGCCACUCAGUGA